AUGGCAAAUGACCUUUGCAAUGAUAAGAUUGAAGACAAGAAAAUUUGCUGGGAGACAUGUGAUGGUAAUAUAAACGAAGGACCAAAACCUGAAAUACCGAAAGAUAUUAAAUGGUUCUAUACACCCUCAUAUUCCAUCAAUAUUACUUGGAUUGGUGAUGGAACAUUGUAUUUGUUGAAAAUGAUCAAAAAAAUUGGGAACAAUGAGUAUAGCUAUCAUUUUCUUACAACAACAACAACACAGCUAAAUUAUACGAAAUCUGAAACAAAUUUUUGUAAUCCAUUGCUAUUCCAACUUGCAUCAGUGACAACUGCAGGAAUUAGCAAUUUUAGCAAUGUGCAAGAAAUACCUGCAAGUUCACCUGAAAUUAUAGAAAAUUUAACUGUCAAAUCUAUGGAAUAUAUUAAUCAAUCAUUCAGCGAAAGUGGUUAUUACUCUAAUGGAACUAUCAAAUUAAUUUUACAGUAUGCAGCACCAAAAUAUAAUUGGCCAUUGGGUGAAAAGGAUAUAAAAAUAGAUUUACUCUUCCAUAUGGUUAGUUGUAAUAUUCCCGAUUUAUCAAAAGCAGUACCAGCUCCAGAAUUCGAAAGAAGUGAAGAGCCACGAACUUUGGUUGCUGAAUUUGGCGCUGAUUUAAUGUAUCGUAAAUGUCAAUUCUUGUAUUAUGUUAGUGGAGUUCAGAGUUAUCGUUGUGGUACCACAAAAACAAACAAUGAUUUUAAUCAAAAUUCGAUGAAACCAUUGAAAAUAAAUUGUGCUACCGUACUGAAUAGUCCAUGUGAUGAUAAACCGUUGACACAUCAUCCACCAAUGUGCGGUCAAGUAGAGGGAUUUACCUAUAGUAUUCUCAACGAUCAUAUUAAUCCGGAUGACGUAAAUAGCAAUAUAACUGUCAACGUGACAUUCCGGUCCACGUUAAUGAACAAAAAACCACUUUAUUUUGUAGCUUUUUAUGGUGAUGCUGAACCAUUUAAUCGAGAAAUUGAUGUAGAAUUGCUUGGUGUUAAUAUGCGCCAUAUUUUGGGUAAUGCAACAAAUUGUCCAAAAUUUAACAGUAAUGGCACAUGUGCGGCAAAAUUGAAUCUCGUAAAUGCAUCGAUAAUAAUAACAAAUUUACAAAUGAAUAAAUUAUACGGUGUGACAAUAUGCGCUGUUAUCGACCCUCAUAAUUUGACAUACCCAGAAGUAAGCGGUGUUGCACUGGGCAUGAAGUCAAAAGCUAAUAGAAUAUUUAUUGAUUCUGCAGCAUUUAAAAAACAACGUCCAGGCUUAUUAACAGGACUUAUUGCUGGCAGUACGGCAACUCUCUUAUUGCUUCUUGUUGGCACAUUUAUUUGGAUUCAGCGAAAACAAAAUGCUAAAGUGAAAAUGCAUCAGCUAAAGCUCGAACAAAUGAAAUACAACAACGAUUUAAGAUAUACUAAUUUACCAAAAAAACAAGAUAUAUGGGAAUUAGAGCGUCGAAAUCUCAUUAUUUACGAUGAUCAAAAGCUUGGUUCGGGUGCAUUUGGAUCAGUUUAUAAAGGUCGAUUGAUUGGUAUUGCAAAAGGAAAUAAAAAUGCUCAAUCUACCUUGGGUAUUAAUCUGAUGAGAGCCGAGAAUUGUGAUGUCGCAGUGAAAAAAUUGCUAGAAUAUGCUGAUCAACUAUCGAAAAGUGAAUUCCUGAAUGAAAUUUCAUUGAUGAAAACAUUGGGUUAUCACGAACGAUUAGUCAAUAUGUUGGCAUGUAUCACAGAAACAGAACCUUAUUGCUUAAUUGUUGAGUACUGUUCAGAUGGCGACUUGCUACAUUUCUUGAGGAAACGAUGUGCUUAUAUGAUAAAGCUUACCGAAAUGGGUAUCGAUUAUGAUGAACCAAAUUUGAAUGAAAAGAUUGAUCAGGACUUAGUGAUAACACUUAAACAAUGA
Brugia pahangi is the source of this 1908-nucleotide messenger RNA. NCBI's taxonomy places the organism in Eukaryota, Metazoa, Nematoda, Chromadorea, Rhabditida, Onchocercidae. The record is from the annotation of a GenBank genome assembly.